This is a messenger RNA of Phragmites australis (common reed), 1388 nucleotides long. RefSeq names its product homeobox-leucine zipper protein HOX11-like. The record is from RefSeq and is a predicted model, not a curated record. The transcript is spliced from 4 exons. NCBI's taxonomy places the organism in Eukaryota, Viridiplantae, Streptophyta, Magnoliopsida, Poales, Poaceae. Bases 137 to 1168 code for a protein of 343 amino acids. Gene Ontology annotation, molecular function: DNA-binding transcription factor activity, RNA polymerase II-specific; sequence-specific DNA binding. Gene Ontology annotation, biological process: regulation of DNA-templated transcription.
CCAUUACCACAGCCACAUACACACCGGAAGGAGAAACGAGACGACUAGGGGCGUCUCCUUCUCGGACUCCAGCUGCUGGUAUAAAGACUCGCGGGCCUUGCGCGUUCCGACGGUUCCAUUACGGGUUCUUGGCAGGAUGGAGUUGGGUUUGAGCUUGGGGGAGACCAUGGCGGACGCCGGGAGGGACCUGGUGCUCGGGCUUGGGAUGGGGGUGGGGUUGAGGAGGGAGGAAGAUGGGGAGAAGAAGAGGCGGGAUCGGGAGGAGGUCGCUGCCUUGAGGAGGGAGCUGGAGUUUGGCCCGGGGAGGUGCGGUCGCUCGUCGCCGGAGCCGACGAUGCGGCUCACGCUCUUGCCCAUGGUGCCCAGCCUCGGCCUCCCGUGGCCGUCGUCGUCCGAGAACAGGCAUUGGGAGCCGUCGACGCGGGGGUUCGACGUGAACCGGGCGCCGUCGUCCGUAGCCGGCGCGGCUGCGGAGGAGGAGGAGCAGGACGACGCGGGCGCGGCGGCCUUGUCGUCCUCGCCCAACAACAGCGCGGGCUCCUUCCCGAUGGAUUUCUCCGCUCAGGGCCAGGCGGGCCCGGGCGCCCGUGGAGGCGCCGACCGCGCGUGCUCCCGCGGCAGCGACGAGGACGACGGUGGAUCGGCGCGCAAGAAGCUGCGCCUCUCCAAGGAGCAGUCCGCGUUCCUCGAGGAAAGCUUCAAGGAGCACGCCACGCUCAACCCCAAGCAGAAGCAGGUGCUGGCGAAGCAGCUCAACCUCCGGCCGCGCCAGGUGGAGGUGUGGUUCCAGAACCGCAGAGCCAGGACGAAGCUGAAGCAGACGGAGGUGGACUGCGAGUACCUGAAGCGCUGCUGCGAGACGCUCACGGAGGAGAACCGGCGGCUGCAGAAGGAGCUUGCCGAGCUGCGCGCGCUCAAGACCGUGCUCCCCUUCUACAUGCACCUCCCGGCCACCACCCUCUCCAUGUGCCCCUCCUGCGAGCGCGUCGCCUCCAACUCCGCCCCGGCCGCCGCUGCCGGCGCGGCCUCCGGUUCGCCCACCCCUGCGCCGGGCAUUGCGGCCGCCGCCCCGGAGCCGACUCCCUCGUCGUUCGCGGCGCUGUUCUCGUCACCCCUCAACCGGCCGUUGGCCACCCAGCCUCAGCCACAAGCUCCGGCGAGCUCGUGAUCCCUUCACCUCCGGCGAAGGAAGUGAAUAUGCUCACUUUUUUACUACCUUUUCGCCCAUUCGGUUCGUUGGGAUUUUUUGUCGCUUGCCAAGGGGAUUCAGAGAGAAUCCGAUGGGGUAGAGCAUCGGGCCGUCAGAUUGGACUGUGGACGGCCAGGAUGCUGAAAGAAAACAUUGCAAUAUAGUUUAUUAAUCUUAAUACUAGCGUCAUGUUUUUUAC